This is a messenger RNA of Lymnaea stagnalis (great pond snail), 16486 nucleotides long. Lineage: Eukaryota; Metazoa; Mollusca; Gastropoda; Lymnaeidae. The record is from the annotation of a GenBank genome assembly.
AUUGCUUUGUCGUCAUCAAAAUGGACGGCAACAAGGAUGAAAGUGAGAGAUGUCUCAACAUUGCUGUGGGAUACAUUGCUUCGGGACAGAAAGAGAAAGCUACAAAAUUCCUGAUUAAAGCCCAGAAGCUUUACCCUUCAAAAAAAGCAACAGGUAUUAACGCUGGAUCCAAAAAUAAUUAAUAAUUGAGUUGCUGAUGUAUGAAAAUAAACUGAGAGAGUGUGACUGUGGAGUGGUAGUGGUAGACCUGCUAUUUUGAACAAAGUGACCCCCACUACCACACAAUAAGUCCGUCUUACUGUAUAUAAUCAUUAGCCCUCCCUCUCUCGUUUUACUUAGCAUAAAUCAUUCAUCUUAGGCGCAAUGGCAUAUGAAAAAAAAAAGGAAAGGGGGGAGGGGGGAGGUCUAAAAUUAGUGCUGACCAAUCAUGGACCACAUUAGAUACUUUGGUCAAAAAUGUUAACAUUUUUUAAAAAUAAACCAAUGGCACAGUUGAAUAGAGCUAAUUUUAAACAUAAUUAUAACACCAAAAUCAUAUUUUUAGCUGUUGUAGUUUUAAAGUUAUGAAUUUUUAAAGUACGACUUGGUUUGUCAUUUUUUAACAUAGACUGCAUCUCCACAUUCUGUGACCUCAUUCCACUGAUCGCGUCAUGCGCAAUGACUAUAUAGUUUAUAUAAGGCAAUGCAUUCCCUUAUCACUAAAAUACUGUUUAGGGUCGACUUAUUUUAAACUUUCAACUUUGGCACAUGAAUAAUUAAUAAAAGCUUUCCCUGACCAAUGGUUUAAUAGCUUUUGCACACGGCAAACUCUUAUGAAUGAAACUCUGAGAUAGUACUACGACGUAGCCGUUAUGCAAGUGGCUGUGAAUGGUUGCCAAUGACAACGUGUUGCACAGGGAAAAUUCUGAUCAUUUAUAAUAUGGACUCUGCAGGGUUUUUAAAGCUCAAAUUAAAACAUUUCCAGUUUAAAUGUCUUCAAAAUGCAUUCUGAAACACAAAAUAUAAAAUAUUUUGAUGUAUAUAGUGGUAAUAAUUAAAUAUUUCCUAAGUAUCGGCAACUUCCGCCAUUAAAAAGGGGGCGUGGCCCACGCCAUGUCGAAAUUAGGCUGAGCCACCUUAUGGUGAUAUGGGUCACUGUGACAAGUGUAACAAACGUGAGACACGACCUACAUCAAUGAAACUUGGCACAGAUAUAGAUCAAUAUCUAAUGCUCAUACAGAUUUAAUCAAAAAGGACCUUAUCUUAUUAUUUCACAAAAAAUUUUGUAUGCGAAGAUGCCUUAUAUAUACCAAAGAUUUUCAAAAUAAAGGUCGAUUGAAAAAAGCAAAAUAGCUGGCUAGAAAUGUAGGCCAAGAUGUCUUCCAAAUUAUAAGGCCGGAAACGGAACUCAAAUAUAUGUGGAAAGAACUAAUUUAAUAAUAAAUAGACACACACAUCGGAAAAUUAAAAACUCGGAUUUUUCUGCGCCGACGCCCAUUUCCGAUACAAAAAAAAUAGUAGUCUCCCUUCUUUCAUCGAAGUAUCUAGACCACAUAUUUGCAUACUGCAUACCAUCAGUAUUCAGUAUGACACAGUAUGUGAUGAUCAUCAAUAAAUGAUCUCGCGUAUGUGGCCGAUUUCCCCCACCCCCCAUUUCUCCGUCAUCUCUCACAAAUGUUAAACCACAGUGGAACCACCACCAGCUCUACUCUGGAAAACCUUGCUCUAAAGCGCAGAGCUCCGAUAUCAUUCCUUCUUCUUCACCCAUAGCCCAACAAAGGUUUCAUAUCAAUACCACAUUUGAGAGCCACGUCUGUGGUUACCUGGUCCAUGGGUGGCUUGGACAUAGGUCGCUCUUUGAUGUUGGUGGCAUCCUAUUAUAUUGAGACUCGACACUUUGUGUCUUUUGACCAGGCUCGUUGUUUUACACGCUUUCUUUAGUCAACUUCUCACGCAGCAACACUAAAACUCCAGUGUUUUCAUUCUUAGAUAAUGAUGUAAAGCCAAGUUCUCUGUCACUCUUGGUCAAAUAACUUGAUUCACAAGUUAAUACUGAUCGUGUGUAUCCCCUGCCUUGGUCGGUAAUGAACUUCUAAUCCUCCCCCACAAAGGCUUCAAGGGACUGUCCAUGUAUUCCAAAAGCACUAUGGGAAAGGGGGAAAAGAGCAGGUGUAAUGUUGUUCAUAAGUGUCAUUAUAUUACAACCACCGGACAAAGAUUGUCAAAAAAAAUACAACAUUGGAGACCCAUUAGAAAAGAGAAGCACUGGAGGUAUAUCAUUAGGAAAUAUUUUAUUUCAAAACUUGUUUUGUUCCUGGUACAUUUAUGUGUGUGUGUAGGGAGGUGGGAAGGUCUGAGUUAAACAAUUGGCUAAUAAUUCAUCGUAUGACCCCAGUGUAAGCUGAGGCCUCUGAAUCUGACUUAAUGGUCUAUUAUUAUUUUAUGGAAAUAAGGAAAACAUUUAUAAUUAUGGGAAAAUGUGAACAAAAAGUUAAAAAAGAAAUAGAUAUAAACAUAUCAAACACAUACCUGAAAUUUAGUAUCUGAGAGCAUGAGGAAUGUUGCAGUCCUAUCAGAUACUACAUUUCAGCUAAGUGUUAUUUUUUAAAAUUUAAAUCUGGUUUUACUGUUGUUUUUUCACUGAUUAAUGUUUCUUUGCGACUCAUUCAUUGCUUUGUUGCGUUAUUUUAUUAGGUUUACUCAUACGUUGUUUCACUCAUUUCCAUUGUUCUAACCUGAUUCCAGUCUAUCUCCCUUCUUACCAUAUUAUUUUUUAACCUUAGUUUAACGGUAAAAAUAUUGCUUUUGGUCUGAGACUGGGAAAAAAACGGAAAAAAUCUGGCCACUCAUCACUGAAUAGACAAUAAACAAAAUUAUCAAUUGACUAAUUUUUUUUAAACACAUGUUUUUUUUAAAUCCCAGAUUAAAACGAAUGAAAAUACAUGACAAACUAAUUGGAAAAGAAUAAAUACAUGUUACAGUAACCAUUAAAGUGUUUUAAUGUAGUUCCAUCAGGUUAAUAGGAAGUUUUUAAUUUGUUUCACUAGAAAUAAUUCAUCGCGCUAAAAUAUGGAAUUACCGAGUUUCAUCGUAAGAUUCUCUCCCUUUGGUUUAUUCUUGGAUUAUAACUAGAGUUAACUUUUCUUUUUUUAAACAUUAAUACGGAGUAGGAAUGUAUUAAAUUAUAAUUUCAUUGGGUGGCUAAUUAUAAUUAUAAUAUUUAAAUUUUCCUGCAUUUUUGGAAAAUGGGUAUUGUAUUGACAAUUCUGAACCAAGAUGGCGGCCAUGAGAAAUGAGUGGAGCUUCGAAAUAACAUUAACCGAAGCUACUACCCAGUCACUGAAACCUGUAAAUUUAAUAGCCAAUAAUAGCGAACUCUAAAAUAGCACCGUCCCUGUCAUGUCAUUUAUGCAAAUUCACCUACAGUACAGAUCGAUAUCUUAACAAAAACGCCUUGAAAUUUCACAAAUCCAGUCAAAAAGUAAAAGGGGACAAAAUCUUAUUUUUUCCCGGCAAAUACUGCAUACCAUGCCGCAUUGGCACUGAAUAAGGUUAGGGAGUGAUGCAUACCUUUUGCUUGGCCAUUCAGUCUGCUUCAUUGCUGUGUUUUUCUAAAAUCAUGAUGAAAAAAAUAUGUUGUCCGCAUGUUUUCAGAAGAUGCUGUGAUACUGAGGGUUGUGAAUGGACAGUGGGUAUAAUGUGUACAUUUCACCAACACACAGUUAAUCCAAAUGUGUUGGUUGGCAAUAGGGUUGUGACAAGUCUAUAUGAUUGAGUUUCUCAUGUCAAAUUCAUUCACCCAUUCAUAAGUCAUUAAAGCCGAACACAGGUCCUAUUCCAAGAAAAAUGUAAACUUUGAUCCAAGUUAUCUAUCACCUGGUCCUACAAUAAUUCAAACACAGAGCACAGCUUGCUAGAGGAAUACAAUACAACCUUCUCACUCAAUGCGCAGACAGCAACUGCCAAACAAACAGCACAUACUCAAAGACUGUCUUGACACUACUUCACAGAUACAAAAAAUCUUGUGAUGAAUGCAUCACAAGCCUCAAUGCGCCAAAAACUUUCAUUAACGAAACUAAAAUUCAAGAUACACUGUACACAAGAAAACACAAAAUUCUAUGCGCAGCCAUUAAAAGUCAAUAUCCAUGCUCCACAGGUUUCCCACCCAGUAAUGUAACUCUCAAAUCUAGUGCUUUUUUAUUGUAUGAACAUUGCAUCUAAAAGUGAUUAUAAUCAACUGAAAAUUCAACAGAGAAAUUCAAUACUCCUGUUUCACCUAUGUAUGAAGAUUUGAAAUCUGCACUAAAAACCGCUCACUCUAGUUACAUUUUAUUAUAAAAUUUUAGUGGACGUUUGUAAAUUUUACAUUAAGCUUUAUUUGUCUUAACUUUCACAGACCUUCUAAAUUCCUUACAACACACUUCAAAUGGGGAUGCUAAUGUUGGUGAUUCGAGCCAUGUGGGCAGUGCAAAACCCGGUCACUCUAAAUGGUCCACAGAAAAAGAGGAAAACAAAGAAACUAAAAUUGUGGCGGAGUAUACUCCUGAACAGUUAGCAUCUGUGAAAAGGUACAUUGUAUUGUACAUUUUAUAUCCGUAUCUGCCUUACUGCAGACUCAUUUUAUACAUCUGAUUUGUAUAAGAGACUUUUUAAAAAUAGUACCCAUAUCAUUAUUAUUAUUCUGUUACUGUAUUUCAACGCAUACAGAUGUCACCAUGUCAUAUAUUGAAAAUGAAUGCUUACUUGUCAAUUAAUAAAAGGAUUAAUCACUUUUUUUUAAAUCUACAUAUUACAUACUGUAGAAUCUUUUAAGUAUAAUAUGCUCUGUGUUAGGAUAGAACAGGAAUGGCCAGCCAGAUGUAUCACAAAUUAUGAAUUUCUUUCUUCAUUCAAUUUGCCCUUAACUGAUUAGCUAACACAUUUAAAUAGUCAUGUAUGGCUUAAUUAAAUGUAGUUGACAUUUUUCCACAUGCAUAUCUAUGUACAAAUUCAGUUGCCAUUUUCUUAUUUAUUAAAAUAUUUGUAAAAGUAUUUAGUUUUUUGUAGAUAAAUGAAUUUUCUGUAAGAUAAAACUAAAACACAUUAUUGUUAGACUCUAAAUUAUUAUAUACAAGAGAGAAACGUUCAAAAACUAUAAAAAUGUUUGAGCUUGCCUUCAAGUUAUGAAUUUCCAAAACAUUUAUUACUUCUAAUAUUAUUAGUAAUAAUAUCUGUAAUUACAUCUACACCAACUUAGAAAAGGUUUCCAAAUUUAGACAAUUCCACAAAUUAAUAAACAUAUCUUCAAUUUAUUUACAGUAUAUUUGGUUUUGGUAACCUUAUCUUUAGUUGCCAUGAAAAAUACUUGUGAUCUACCCUCAAAAUACAAAUAAAUAUGACAAAAAUACAUUUUUUUUCAUAUCCUGACUGUCCCCUGUGUUGUUUUAAAUUAUUUUCCUAUCUGUAAAUUAAAAUCUUAAACCGAAGUGGAAGUAAGAAUACAAAUAUUUUAAAAUUUUCACUAUGAAAAAAACCAUACCUGCACAGCCGCUCAUGGUCAUGAUAGAAGGAAUUUUAGCUCUACCUGCGUCUUAUGGUAGUAAAUCAGUUAAUUUCAUUCUUGCUAUAAACUCUUAUUUGAAAUUAAUGAACUAUAUAAAUCUGCAGUGCUUUUUUUUGUGAUGGCAUGGCCUACCCACUCCUUUUUAGGACUAUUUUUCCUAUUUAGUUUAGAAUGAUUUACCAGGAAUUCAGGUAUACAUCCCUGCAUUCUAAAUUUAUAAAACAUUUCACUGAGACCCCCCUCCCCCACUUUUGAUUGGGAGCCUUCUGUUGUCGCUCUCAAUUUAUGAUUCUCCCUUCCUCCGGUAAACAUAGUGACAGCAGUGGCACCUUUUAAUCUACAAUAAAAUGCUAUAUAAAUAGCUCUUAUGUAUCUUUUGCUUCUGGUGUGUAUGCUUCCUUUUCACAACCGACCAUGCCCUUACGCAACAUUUUUUAUAAUAUAAUAGUACUGAGAGCAAAAAAAAGAAAAAAAGCUGUCACGUAGCGAGUGUCAUCCGUGUCAGUUAAAAUCAGGUUAUUAGAGAAGGCAUUUAUUAUAUUAAUCAAGAAAGAGCGGGCAGGUAGGGUGUAGGAUUGUCUGUAGGACUGUCUGUAGGCCCAUUGUUUAAAGGCCGGCAGGUAGGGUGUAGGAUUGUCUGUAGGCCCAUUGUUUAAAGGCCAGCAGGUUAGGGUUUAGGACUGUCUGUAGGCCUAUUGUUUAAAAGCCAGCAUAUAUUAUUGAAAAUGAAAAGUUAAUUUUUUUUGUGUGUAAAGCAUGGACACACUCAGUAUUUUCUAACAAAAACUGCACCUGGUUUAGCCGUAGUAUAUCUUUAUUAAAGAGUUACAUCUCAAUUAAAUCUAUACAAUUAAUUAAUGUAAUUAUUUAUGUGUGUAGGUGGCACAUGUAAAUGUGUUAUCACCUAAGAAUUAUAUGCAUUAAUAAUACAUAAAUAAUUAUGCACAACAUCAAAUAGGUAUUUAUUUUAUAUGAUGGGUGUAAUGACAAUCAAAUGACCCAUGAAAGCUUUUGGGUUUUUCACCCCUGGGUUCAGAAGUUGUUGGAAAAAUGUAUAAUCCAAACUCUAGUUACUCUACUGUGUGUAGUGAAUGGAUUGCACUUCUCAUAAUUGUUUGCGUAAACUGAGAAUUUUAUUUUUAAGUGCUUUUACAAUGCAGAUUUUAACAACAUUAAAUAAAAUAAUAAUAUAAAGAUAAUAAGAAUUAUCUGUUUCAGUGGAGUACCAAACUUUUAUUUUUACAUGUUUCACAUAGUCGGUGAAUAUUUGCUGAUGCUAUAACACAAAAACAUUUUUAUACACAAAUGCAUAAUAAUUUAUUGCUUGCUUAAAAUUGUUUAUUAUUGCGAUGUUUAGUUUUAAGGCAUUUCCAUGCCAGUUAUGAACCACAUUUUAUAUCCAUGUUGAAUAAUGGCAUUAAGUAUCUUUUCUAAAUUUGCCUGACAACACCUUUAAAAUAAUCCUUUAAGGAAGGCUGUUCAAGAUCUGAUUCAGGAGGCUGUGUAGCAGUGACCCUCAGUGCCUUUAUCAUUCAGUACAUUGACAGCAAAAACAGUCUUUUAACUUUCCUUUCCUAACUUAUUUUUUUCUUAUUAUUUAAAUAGAUGUUAUUUUUCUUACCACCUGCAGGAUAAAUAAUUGUAAAGAUGUUUACCAAGUAUUGGAGUUGGCUAAAGAUUUCACUGAAGCAGACUUAAAGAAAGCAUACAGAAAGUUGGCCCUUCAAAUGCAUCCAGACAAAAAUAAAGCUCCUGGUGCGACAGAGGCAUUUAAAGGUUGUUGAACAAAUCCAUUCAUUUCAUCCCACAUUUUUCACAUCAUUUAGUGGUUUAUUAUUAUUUUUUUUUUUUUUUUUUAAAGUACAGUGGAACCUCUCAUAACGAGCAUAAUUCAUUCCAGAAUCUUACUUUAAAAUCCAUUCAUUUCAUCCCACAUUUUUCACAUCAUUUAGUGGUUUAUUAUUAUUUUUUUUUUUUUUUUAAAGUACAGUGGAACCUCUCAUAACGAGCAUAAUUCAUUCCAGAAUCUUACUUGUUAAGCGAAAUACUCGUUAAACAAAACAAUUUUUCCCAUAAAAAUCAAUGUAAAAUACAAUAAUGCAUUCCAUGCUGAAAAAAUACUCAUUUUUCCAAAAAUUUUAUUAACAUUUAUUCAAAUAAAAUUACUUAUGAAUUGUUGUGUAACAACAUGGCAUACAAUCAAGAUUUGAAACAAAAAACGUAAAUAAAAAUAUGAAUUUAUGACAAAUAAUUAAUCCAUUUUAACUAGAAAACUGUCUAAAAGACAUAUGUUUUUGCCGACGCUUCAAAAUUUGACGAAAACGUGUCACAGCAUUAUCAUUGAAUAAAUUUGUAGCACGAAUAGCCACCUCCUUUAUAGGGUGAGGCUUCUCAAUGUACGAUGCAACAGCUUCCUAUGUUUUCAGCAUUUCUCUUAUUGCGCUUGCAGAUUGUUGCUCUGCUACUUCCUCCUCCAUUAAUGAGCUCUCCUCCAUAAUUUCUUGCUGAGAAACAUGAUGCAACUUCAUAAGCUCUUUGGUGGUCAACUCUUGACUGUGCUCUUUCACAAGUUCUUCAAUAUCGUCGUUGUCCACCUCAAGUCCCAUGAUAUUGGCCAAUGACACAAUCUCGUUAACUGUAGACUCCACAGGUACUGUUUGAAAAUCACGUUCAACAACACUCUCUGGCCAAAGUUUUUUCCAAGCAGAAGUGAGGGGAAAAGGGACUUCCCCUUUCUGCGUAACUCGUUAUGCGAAAUGUCGCUCGUUAAGGGAGCAACUUCUUCACAUUUUUUUUUGCUCGUUAUGAGAGGUUCCACUGUAUAUUCAAAAGUUAGAUCUAGUUAUUAGUACAUUCACUUCAGACUACAUUUAUUGCAAGAUGUAUAAUAUAAUAUUUCUGUCUUGAAUACUUUCUCCCUUUAGAGGGUUAAUUUUUUAACAUAAAAUUUUAAUUCUUAUAUAGAAAUGAUUUGGAUAAUUGUUUUUGUAUUGUUCAGUGAUAUGCAAUUGUUAAUAUUUUUAAUUGAUGUUAUUGAUAUGCAGCUAUCGGGAAGGCUUACAGCAUCCUCAGUGAUAAAGAAAAACGGAGACAAUAUGACUUGUAUGGCCCUGAAAUGCAACCUAGCAGGCCGUCCCGGGAAGAAGAUUAUUCACAUGGCUUUGAAGGUAAUACAUAUUUUUUUUAAAGUGAUAAAAUGUUAUUUACAUCAGUUUUUAGUACACUCACAUACACACAACCAAGGAACUGAAGAACUCUAUGUUCUGUCAUUUAAACAUUGUUAUGGAUUGUAAUGCUUUUUGUAAAAUAGUUGGCUGGGUUCUAAUUGUUGAAUUUCCUUUGGCAAUAAUUCUAAGCUUUUAAUGCAAUCCAUAUUUUUCUUUUAAAGGUGACAUAUCUCCUGAAGAACUGUUUAAUAUGUUCUUUGGAGGGACUUUUCCAUCAGGUAUGUACUAAACUAAUUAUUUGUGAUUCUUUUAUUUGUAUUUUGCUAGGUCUGUUUCUCUCAUAAUAUAGAAUAAACAUCUUUUUUUUUUCUCCUGUAAAUGAGGAUCUCCUAACCUUUUUUAUAUUCUGCAACCCGCAAAUUGCACGGCUAAGUCUCAUUUCUUACAAAAUAAUAAUGCACUGUUAAUUACUUGAAGAAAUUUUUUUUUAUAAUUUAUAUAUUUUCCUGAGUGUGAGCAACCGAGUUUAGGAAACUUUGCUAUUAUUAUUUAAAAUGAUUGAGAAAAUAUGUAUUUAUUAUUAUUUAAAUAUUUAUUGUAUUUAUUUUUAUUGUAUUAUUAAUUAUUUUUUAUCCUUCUGUGUCCAGCUUAGUUAUAUAGUUUUAAAAUCUAGAAUAUAGAGAACUUGGGGAGGGGGGGGGGGUGUUUCUAACUUACUUCCAUGGAAGUAAUUAAGAGAAAUAAAUGACAUUCGCUCUGAGAAGAAUCCAUACUUUUUGUGUCAUGGUGUAUUGACUUUCUAAGCUUUUAUUUUAACAGCAAAUGUCCAUAGACAGCAUGCACACUCUACCAGGAAAUCUAGAAUAUAGAGAACUUGGGGAGGGGGGGGGGUGUUUCUAACUUACUUCCAUGGAAGUAAUUAAGAGAAAUAAAUGACAUUCGCUCUGAGAAGAAUCCAUACUUUUUGUGUCAUGGUGUAUUGACAUUCUAAGCUUUUAUUUUAACAGCAAAUGUACAUAGACAGCAUGCACACUCUACCAGGAGGACAUUCUACACUUACAGAGAACCACAGCAAUCAGAGGUCAGAGGGUGUCUUAAUAUUUCUGCUUAUUAUACUAGAUGCAUUAAAAUACAAUACAACCAUAAACCUCUAUUCUCAACUACACUUUAUGCCCAUAUUUCGUCUUGAAUAUAUUUACUUGAUACUAAUAUAAAAGUUGUCCAUUAACCUGAAAUGCAGUUACUGACGUUUCAGUCAUAUCUACAGCGGAUGAAUUUAUCAACUUUUAAAAAAAGGGUUUUUAGUUUUUGUUGCUAUUUUUUAAAAAAAGAUUGCAUUUCCCAUUAUCAAAUUAACUUUUGUAUUAUUGCAGAGUGGUUUGACAUUAUUUUUCCAACUGGCCCCAAUCUUGUUGCUUGUUGUGUUAUCCCUACUGAGCAGCUUCCUUGUCAGUGAUUCUGUUUUUAGCUUGCAGAGAACAGAGUAAGCAUUUUCCUGUAUUUUUACUGGUAUAAUUUAUGGAUUUCUUUUACUCAGGGUUUGCACAGUCUUUGAAGGUUUGCAGACCUGGUUACUCUUAUGAUUUUAGCGUACAAUGUACUAAUGUACUAUUUUAGGAGUAUAGAUUGUAUAUUAUACUAUAUGUUUAUUUUUUACUAUAAAUAUAACGUAUUGAACGAUUUUGUGAUGAUGCUGUACAAUUUUAAAAGUUGAAGGGUAAACAGGUCUGGGUUUGAGAAAAGGUUUUAAGGAUUUCCGGGGUCUGGAAAGAUUGAGAAAAGUUACAAAAAACGUCAGUCUUUGAAAGUUUGGGGAGAAUGGUUUUAUAAAAACAUGUUUCCAUUUAACUGUGCGCAUUUCUCAUUGAUCCGUAACCCUGUACGAAAAACACGGUGGUACAUCUUUAUGCAAAUCGAAUUAAUCUUUACAAUUCAGCGACCGCCCAGUAACUGAAACUGUUUUAACUACACGUUCUUUGAUAAAAUUUGUUUGUUUGUUCUUCAUUUUGGAUUUGGUGAAGAAGUCCUGAACAGCCAUGCAAACGGUAAACUACAGUAACUUAAACAUAUUUUAAAUUCACUUAGCGAAGUACACAUUGGAUAAUACAAAUUCGACCUUCUUUUCUAUAAUUAUUUAAUUUAGCUACUAAUUUGACCCAUACAAAUUAUUUUAUCCAGACUUAAGUCUACCAGUUAAUUUUAAUAUGAGAUUAAUUACGCUUUUUGUUUAUUAUAUUUUAGGAAAAAUCACAUUGAGAAUUAGAAAACUGCUUAUUCCUUAAAUUCCUGGAUAUUUAACUCUCGAGCUGUCAUUGACUGUAAAAAUUGGCAGAUAUUUUUGUUCUGUACUGUGGCGGCCGAAAAAAUGGGCAUGACAUUUCUAAAUAGCCAAGACAGCUUCAAUUCUUCCAACGACGCUGCAGAUUCUUUGAAGGCCAUGUUUACUACUUGUGAAAUAGCACAACAGUUCGCAUGUGCUGAGAGGAGGUCUGCAUAUCUCAGCAUUUUUAGCAUAGUACUCUACUUAGCUGGUGUGCUUUAAAAGAAUAUGAGCAGCUUCUGCUUAUGUUCAAUGCAACAAUGAAAGAAAAGCAAAUGAAUAUUUAUGUUCACAUAUGGGAUAUUAUCACAGACCUUGGACGUCCAAGAUUUUUUUUUUACCUCUGUUGAAAGAUGGCCCUCAUUGAAUUGGCAACCAUUUCACAUGUUAGAAGAAAAAACACUGAACAAUCCGGCACAUUUAAGCUGUUAAAGAUUGGGUAUUGUGGGUUGCAUCUUUUAGACAAUGCUUUGCUUAAUGGAGAACUGCAGCCUCCUGGUACAUAGAAAAUAUGCUUAUGUUUAACCUACUUCAUGAUAGUUCUGCUUUAUGACCAUCACAGAUACUGCUGUAUUUCCAACAAACUAUUGCAAGCACUGGUAAGAUUUAAACACUUCUGAUUUAUGAAGCUGUUGUGAUGUUCCAUUUUAUUAAAGUAAUUUAGAAAACAGAUUUAGUAUCUGGUUUCCAUAUGUAAUAUUUAAAUAAUCGCAUUCUAAUAAAGUUUUUAUUAAUUGCAGAUGGCUUGAAAAUAUUGCACCAGCUGAAAGAGCUAUCCUGAUGAUACCAAAUAUUGAGCCAGCUGAAAGAGCUCUCCUGAUGAUACCAAAUAUUAAGCCAGCUGAAAGAGCUAUCCUGUUGAUACACAAUCUGUAGAUUUAUGUAAAGGCUGUGCCAGCUGAGAGAGCUCUCCUGAUAAUACACAAUCUGUAAAUCUAAGUGAAGGCUGUGCCAGCUGGUAGAUCUAUGUGAAGGCUGUUAAAAGCAAACCCCUUCCUGAUCCCUCUUGCCAAUCCUUUCAGGAGUCUGCUGCACCUUAGAAUAUCCUCUCUUAAAGGCAUAGCUGCACUUCUUCAUGUGGUUGCAACCAUUUCUCAAGUUGUACCAGACAACCCUAUGCAGACACUUUUGGCAACAGACCUGGGAAGCUUGGUUCCGUCUCUUAAGUCAAGACUUAUCAAACCAGAUUUAAUAUUGGAUGGCCAAAUCUGUCACAGCUAUAUCAAGUUCAUAUUUUUAGAGAGAAAUAAUCACAUGGAUACCAGCAAAAUAGAUGGAAGCAAAACAAGUUGAAGAGUUUAAGUGCAACACCAUCUUGGCUCAAAAUAUUUUGUUUCCAUCAUCACAGCCAGUUCACUAGAAAACAGAAAUUUCUUCCUUUCUGUAGGCAAGGUUGAUGAAUUUUUCUAUCAACUGUCCACAAUAAAAUGGAGCUUUCUGGGCCAAGGGUUAUUGUUCAGAAACUCCUUUUGUUAGUUAUCACAUAGCCAGGCGACAGUAGAAUGAGGGUUCUCUGUGAAUAAAGAAGUCACUGUUGAAAUUUAAACAGUGAGAGUCUGGGGGAUCUUAUAAGAGCUGUUGACUUUCACCUCAUCAGCAAGGAUGAAAUAAACUUUAUAUCUGGAAAAGCAGAAAUUCUACUCGAGUCCAAAAAAAAAAUAAUAAAGCUUGAGAUAGAUGAAGUGCAGGAAUUGAAAUUUAAAAAAUAAGCUUGGAAGCAGAUGUAGCCAGUUUAGUUGCCAUUAGCGAAUGGCAAGGCCAAGGAGGCUGAGCUUAAAAAGAGACUUCUCUUUUAUCUGCACUUCAAAUACAUUAUGAGAAAAGGCAUCAGAUAAGGAUGAUGAUUCUUCAUGAUUACUAAAUUUCUGGGACUAAUGAUUCAUCAUGAUUUCUAUGUUUCUGGGACUAAUGAUUCAUCAUGAUUUCUAUAUUUCUGGGACUAAUGAUUCAUCAUGAUUUCUAUGUUUCUGGGACUAAUGAUUCAUCAUGAUUUCUAUGUUUCAACUAUUGAUUCAAACAACAAAUUAUUUUUGAAUACCAAGCUGACUUAAAUGUAUAGAAAAACAUUGUACCUACUUUCAGUUGUGUUAUAUUUUAAGAAACUAAAGGAUAUAUCUACAAGGAUGAGCUGGCUAUUAAUAUUAUGUAUAUAUUGUAUAUAGUUUAUUGUGAUAAAGAAUUUUGUAUCUAUGCUAUAAUUGGGUGAGAUUGUCAUUUUUCUCUCUUUAGAAUAUGAAAAUAAAUAGGUCAUCAAAUUAUAAAAUAAGGCAUUUGAAGGUUUGAGACGAAGUCUGUGUGAAACAUGUUUACUCUACUUUAUGGUUACCAUGUCCUUACAUAGUUUGCAAAGGAAACCCUAUCUAUUACAAUAAUAUUUAAUCCCACCGUUUCUCUUUCGUUGAAUAUUUUUACUAAAAGAAAACACUAUAAAAUAACCACAUGAUGAAUAAGCUGUGUGUUGGUGACGAAAUUAUGUUUAAUAAUUAGAUUAUUCUUAAUAACAUUUCUAUAAAACAAUAUUGACAUCUUAGAUAAUGUACUAAACAUGUUAGAUAAAUUGUUAUCAUCGUUAAGUCAAAGAUGUGUUUCAGAAAUAUUUUCGGUCGUGUAAUUUCUUGCUUGAUGAAAUCUUUCAUUUAAACGCCCUGAAUUUUAUUGUAGCAAAUACACAGUGGAAAUGAAAACCUCCAAUUUGAAAGUGACAUAUUACGUUAAAGAAGAUUUUCGGCCAGAGUUCAAGUCCGAUCUUCGUAGGAUAGAGAGAGCAGUGGAAGAAGAGCACAUAGGGCAGCUACGAAGUAAUUGUUUUAGGGAGAGAAAUUACAGUAAGUUUUUUGUCAUUAAUUUUCCCCAUGCUUUUUUGAAGUUUUUAUAUACCAACUAGCACAGUGCUCUAUGAUGGCAUGUUUCACAAACCAACUUAGCACGGUGCUCUAUGAUGACAUGUUUCACAAACCAACUUAGCACAGGGGAUGGCAUGUUUCACAAACUAAUUUAGCACAGUGCUCUACGAUGUCAUGUUUCACAAGUUUGAUGAAAUUUGGCUUAGCACAUUUAUAAUUUCCCCCUUUUAACCACUUUUAAGGGCUGAUAAAAGUUUAUUUGUUAUAUUGACAUAUUUUUUUUUUGCAUUUUUAUCUGUGUUGAUUUCAGCUUUAACUUAACCAAAUGAUUUGAUAUAUCAUAUUUUCCAUUCCUUUAUUACAGAAGAAAAUAUGAUGUGGAGGGCAAGGAAUUAUGGAGAUGCAAAAUUGUACCAGAGGGCUGUGGAUAUGGCUACACCAGCUUGUGAUAAUUUACAGAAAGUCUAUUCAUGAUUGGCAUAGUGUGUUUGUGGAUGGAUUUUGCCUUUAUUUACACAUUAUUUUUCUGUGUAUUUUACCUCUCCUGGUUGUAUGUGAGUUGAGAGCACUAGAAGAUGUUUAUAUUGUUGAUGCUUGCACUUUUGGUGAAACUGUCAUUUUUAAUGGGCGAGUGAUGAACACAACAGAGUUUUAAUCUUAACACUAUUGGUGUGCUUAGAUAUUGUAAAUAAUCUUUGUAAAUGUACAAAAGAAAUGUGUGAAAGUUUAUAGCAAGUUUCUGUCUGUUACCAAGAUUUGUUUGUGAGAUAGGGAUUAAUUUAUCUUUACUGUGUUAUAUACAGGUGGCUUUUUUUUCCUUUUGUAGAUAUUUUUGUUGUAAACAGAACUUUGCACUCAGUAAGCAUAAUGACACUGUUACUGUUAAUAGUGUUGUUUACCCUACCAUCACAGUAAUAUGGGAUGUAAUCUAUUAGUUCACUCUCUUCAUUGAAAACUACCAAUAUACUUCUAAUGUUUGCUGAUCGUAAAAUGCAAGCAUUUAGGAGCAGAAAUUCUGAGGCCACUUUUUAUUGCAUCGGUGCACGUUAAAAUGAUGAAAUAAUUAUUGAGACCUGUAAUUAUCGUCAUGGUUAUUUAUUAUGAUUAUUUUUUUCUUAUGUUGAGAGCUUAUUUUUUCUUACAAUAUUUAGAUGAUGUUUGUCCAAAAGUGGGCUCAAACAUAAAUUGCUGUCAAUGAUUAAAAAAUCAGACUUUCAUUUUUAAAUGCCAGCAAUUUGCUUUGCAAGCUGUGAAUCUGAUACUGUGAACAGAUAAAAGAAAUAUUAUAUUACAAUGAUUUGAGGCUUAUCAGAGGUUGCAUGUAAAUAAAUAAACAUGUCAAAAGUUGGCAACUCCAGUAUGGUCACAUUUAUAAAUAAACAGUAUCUUCUGUCUUUACUCUCAAUGUAAUUUAACUAAGUCCAAACUUAUUGAUUGAACUUAGUACAAACUUGUUGAUUGAACUCAGUACAAACGUAUUGAUUGAACUCAGUCCAAACUUAUUGGAAUUCUAUAGGCUUCUUUAUUUUUACUAUGUAAAUUACAUUUUUAAAUGCAUUUUGUUCACAAUGCAUUCUUGUCAAGUGAUGUAUGGCCUGUUAAAUGAUAUAUAGGGAUAGAGAUAACACUUCAGGUAAUUGAUUACAACUAAGAAUCUCAGGCAUUUAAUUAGGACCUUUAUCUUGUCAUGGUCACUUAAUCCUAUUUGUAUGAUGUUUUUUAAAUAGAAAUAUUAAUUCAAAGUCAAAUAUUUUAUUUGAAAUAAAAAAUUCAUUUACUGAUGAACUGAAGUUUGCAAUGGACUCUACGAAUAUAUAUUAUGUAAUUCAUCAGUCGAAGUCUAGGAAAAAACAACCUGAGAAUAAAGGCUGGCUUAUGUCUUAAAGCAAAGCACUACUUUCAUUUUAAACUGAGAAAAUUAUUUAUGCUAUUUGAUAAUUCCUACACACUCGACUCUUUAGAUAUGAAUGUCUCUUGUUAAAUGGACUUUAAAUUUCCUAGACUGAUAGUUGUGUUGUUUUGGUUCUCAGACUUUUGGGGACUUGUUCAUUUUAAAAGUAGCCAUUUUGAGAAAACAGUUCAUGUAAAGACUUCAUAUUAAGAACCAUUGCUCUACAACAAGGUGUUCCAACUCUUGUCCCUGUGUUCUACAUCAAAAUUGUCUUAUCCCUUGAAAUUAUUUUUUGAAUGAGUUUGCUAGGUAGGACACAUGAAACAAAAGUUGGACCACCUGACUCAAUUGUGAAAAGGGGCUUUCACUGGUUCCAUUUACUGAAUGUUUACAUUAAUUUAUGCUUGUUAAUUAUUAUUUUUUCCCUUCAUUUUAAAGAAUGAUUGAGCCAUCCCCCUAUUUCAUUCAAUCUCUCCCACCUGGAAGUGAAACUAAGGAAAAGAAAAGUUUAAAAAAUUGUAAACUGAUCAGUACUAAAAAUUAACUUCUGUGCUAAAUUUGAUAUAUCUUUUUUUGCAAAAUAAUGUAUAACUGCAUGUUAUACAUGUUGAUAGUUUUAACCAAUUUUUAAACCUGCAAAUAGUCACGAGAAAAAAAGUGAAAUGAUCCUCAGUUGUGUUAAACUAGCAAAUCCUUUGUUAACAAUGAACACAACCAGUAAAAUUGUUUUUUUAUAAUUGACAA